AGAUGAAACUCGCUCGAACUAAGAACAACGAAAGUCAGCAAAGUGCAACUAUAGGUAGAGCUGGUUGGACAAAAGAGUUAGUGCACUUCCUUUGCGACCUCUGCCUGAAAAAUGUUGAAAAGAGCAAGGGAAAAAAUGGUGGAGUAACUUCUCAAAGGUUGGUAUGGAAAAGAAUAGAAGUCAAUUUUGUAAAACAUACAAACCUCCACUGGGAUAAAGUAAAACUUAAGCAUAAGCUAGAUUGGAUGAGACAUAAGUGGGGUCUUUGGAAACUAUUGAAAGGAAAUGAGACGGAAUUAAGAUGGGAUCCUGUAAAAAAUACUGUUGAUGCUACUGAUGAGUGGUGGAACAUGAAGAUUAAGGAGAAUUCAAAAUUUGAGGCACUUCGUGAAGAAGGGAUUGAACCAGAACUAGCCUAUAAGAUGGAUCAAAUGUUUGGAUUUUAUGCUCAAGGUGCUUUAAAAUACACUCCAGUGUCUGAUCUUACACAAAGUCAUAUGCAAGCUGAAGAUGAUAAUGUGUAUGUUCCUUCUCCACCUCGUAGUGAUACUCAUGGUAAUCAUGUUGAUGAUAUAGAUGCUACAUAUGGUGGUAGUACUCGUGAAGCUUGGGAUGAUGUUUGGGGAGACGAUAGCCCCCCUCCUAUCUCUCCUAUAGGUACACAAAAUGAAAGGUAUGAAACAAGGAACGACAAGAGAGUUGAAGUGAAUGAUGCACCGCAAUCUAAUAAGAGUGCAAGGAUUGAAACCUCGAAAAGGGCGGGUGAAACAAAAUCUUUGGGUGAGAAACUUGAUAGCAUGAUGCAACUCAUUGGAGAAAGGAAUAAUACAUCUAAGGGAGUGCAUAUGUCUAUCAUGAGUGUUAUGGACUCAAUGGUCAAACCUAAAGAUGAUGAAAUUAUUGAUGCAUUAGCAAAGUUGUGUGCUUUGGAUCUAGAUCCGAGCACACCUGAAUUCUAUUUUGCUUGCACGAUGAUUGAGGAUCCACAGAAAAGGUCUAUUCUUCUUGGUUUACCAAAUGACAAGAUGAGAGUUGAGUACAUCAAGUUUGUGUAUGCUGAGCGGAACAAGAUUUAAAAGACAUCACUAUGUUUACAUUAGUAUUUUUUUAACUUAGUUAUGAACUGAUGUUAUGGAUUGCCAUAUUUUGGAAUCUUUAUUAUUCUCCAAACUAUAUUAUGAACUUAU
Cuscuta europaea is the source of this 1187-nucleotide messenger RNA. The record is from the annotation of a GenBank genome assembly. NCBI's taxonomy places the organism in Eukaryota, Viridiplantae, Streptophyta, Magnoliopsida, Solanales, Convolvulaceae.